This is a messenger RNA of Ananas comosus (pineapple), 420 nucleotides long. RefSeq names its product two-component response regulator ORR42-like. Gene Ontology annotation, biological process: phosphorelay signal transduction system. NCBI's taxonomy places the organism in Eukaryota, Viridiplantae, Streptophyta, Magnoliopsida, Poales, Bromeliaceae. The coding region runs from base 1 to 420 and encodes 139 amino acids. The record is from RefSeq and is a predicted model, not a curated record. The transcript is spliced from 2 exons.
AUGGGAUCCGGCCCGGAAAAGAUCAAGGGUUCAACAUCUGCAAGCUCCGGUAAGAAUGUGUUGAGAGCUCUUGUCGUCGACGACAGUAAGUUCCACCGCGUGCUGCAGACUGCUCUGCUCCGUUUCUUUAAGGUCGAGACUACUGCAGCCGAGAACGGGAAAGAGGCGGUGGAUCUCUUUCGCUCCGGGAGUAACUUCGACAUAGUUCUCAUGGACAAAGAGAUGCCUGUCAUGGAUGGCCCUGAGGCCACGAGGACGCUGCGAUCGAUGGGGGUUGACGCCAAGAUUGUGGGCAUAACGGCGAAUGCCAGCAGUGAGAGUAAGGCAGAAUUCAUGGAAGCAGGAAUAGAUGAUUUCCUCCUCAAGCCGCUGACGGCUGACAACGUCGCUUCGCUGCUCGAAAACAUGGGGAAAAACUGA